Molecule: messenger RNA, 2688 nt
Organism: Plasmodium gonderi
Lineage: Eukaryota; Apicomplexa; Aconoidasida; Haemosporida; Plasmodiidae
Product: methionine--tRNA ligase
Exons: 1
Coding region: 1-2688 (895 amino acids)
Biological process (GO): methionyl-tRNA aminoacylation
Molecular function (GO): methionine-tRNA ligase activity; ATP binding
Source: RefSeq, a predicted model, not a curated record
AUGAAAUUAUACCCACACAAGUAUUUUCCUAACACUGUAAAAUGCAUGCUGGCAGCAUAUAUAUACAGUAUCCAAGUAGAGCUAUGUGAUGACUUUUUGUUUACGAGAAAUUUCGACGUGGAGAAGGCCUUUUUUGUGAGUAAGAAACCAUUGUUGGUGUUUGGAAAUAAUUACAUAAGUUCAACGAAGGCUAUUUGUUUUUUUUUGCAUCGAUUGAGAAAUGAGGGAAGUAAGAAAUGCAUGGAUGAUAAACUUAGGUUGUAUAUGACAUGGAUAGAAUGGAGUGAGAUUCUUGAAAGGAAUGUCGAAGCACUGAAUAAGAAACGUAUAAUUGGUAGUCUCGAUGAAUUGGAUAAUUACCUAAAGGAUCAUAGGAGUAAAAAAUUUAUAUGCAGUAAGGAAAAUGUUGCAAAUGGAGAAAAUUUAGGAAAUGCUAAGGAUCCAUCGGAAGAUGAUAAGGAUCAGAUGACAUUAGCAGACAUAUUUGUUUACACAUCUCUAAUCCAUUGCAACAUUGAAGUAUGUAGAGAAAGCUGGGUCUAUAUAAAUGAAUAUAUUGAAAAAAUAAAUAAAUUGGAUUACGUACAAAAAGUAAUAAAAAAUGUCGAAAACAUUUAUAGAUAUAAGCAUAUAUACAAUUUAUAUAUUUCAAAAAUAUACGAAAAGAAUAUCAAUAUACAUUUAAAGAAUGAAAAGUUUUACAUUACCACUGCAAUUAAUUAUGUAAAUGGAGAACCACACAUUGGUCAUGCAUAUGAAGUAGUAAUAGCAGAUGCAAUUGCAAGGUAUCAUAAGAAUAUAGGUAGGGAUACUUUUUUCACAACAGGUGCAGAUGAGCAUGGAUUGAAGAUAGCUAACCAAGCAGCUAGAAAUAACAUGAGUCCGAAGGAACUAUGUGAUAAAAAUGUGUUAAAAUUUAAAGAAUUAAACAAACUAUUAAAUAUAAAUGAAGAUUAUUACGUAAGGACAACGAACGAUGAUCAUAAAAAAAUAACACAAGAUAUUUGGACUACUUGUGAAAAAAAUGGGGAUAUAUACUUGGGGGAAUAUGAAGGAUGGUAUAAUGUUCGUGAAGAGACCUAUAUCCCAGAGAAUGAAGCGAAAUUAACGAAUUAUAUGGAUCCUUUAAGUAAAACAAAACUAGAAAAAAUGAAAGAGCCUUCUUAUUUUUUUAAAAUGUCAAAAUAUCAGGAUAGACUAAUUGAAUAUAUACAUAAGAAUCCAGAUUUUAUACAACCAGAACAGAAAAGAAAUGAAAUUUUACAAAGAUUGAAGGAACCAUUAGCUGAUUUGUCAUGUAGUAGAACGAAAUUUACUUGGGGAGUUCCAGUUCCAAGUGAUAACAAACAUGUUAUGUAUGUAUGGAUGGAUGCAUUGUUAAAUUAUUAUUCAAAUUGUUUAAUUGUUAAGGAUAAAGCUAAAUAUUGGCCAGCUGAUUUACAUCUAAUUGGGAAAGAUAUAGUUUGGUUUCAUACUGUUAUAUUACCAACUAUUCUCAUGUCAGCAAAUUUAGAAUUGCCAAAAAGUGUGUUUUGUCAUGGUUUUGUAUUAGCUGGAGAUGGAAAAAAAAUGUCGAAAUCAUUGGGUAAUGUGAUAAAUCCAUUCGAAAUAAUAGAUUGCUAUGGAUCUGAUGCUUUCCGUUUUCAUAUAAUUAAAGAAACGAAAAGGGGAUUUGAUAUGAGAUUUGACAUUGACAAUCUCGUUGAUAUGUGUAAUUCAGAUUUGGCAGAUACUAUUGGAAAUUUAGUGCAAAGGACUUUAUCUCUAUGUCAAUUAGCCAAUAAUUCAAAAAUACCACCCAUGUUUGAAGAAUAUACUUUAGAUUUACCAUUUAGUCUUUUACACUUUAUUAACAGGAUAGAAUUUCAUAUGAGAACAUAUUGUGUACAACUAUGUUGUGAAAAAACUGUGAAUGUUUGCAAAGAUUUAAAUAAAUUCCUCACAGAAUUAGCGCCAUGGAAAUAUAAAAAUGAAUAUAAUAAUAAAAAGUUACAUAUUAUAAGAAUUAUGAUGGAGGUUAUUUAUAUUAUUGCGCAUUAUAUCGAUGUUAUAACACCAGACAUUGCUAACCAAAUAUUUGAAAAAUUAAAUACUCCAAAAAAAUCUAUUGUUGAACUGGAUCCAUGGUUAAAUAAUCUCCAAGAAGGGGUUCAAAUUUAUAAUGAUAAAAUUUUGUUUAAGAAAUUUCAAGUGGAAAGUGUUAAAUCAAAAAUACAAAGAGUAGUUAUGCGUGUUUGUAAAAUUACAAGUAUUAUAAAAAAUGAAGAAAGUAAAAAAAGAGCCACCAUCUGUGAAAUAGAACUAGAUGAUCAUGAGAAACAUCUCGCUGUUAUUUAUCUCCCCUUUAAACCAGGCUAUGUCAAUAUGUUAACAAUUGCAAUUUUGAACAUUAAACCAAUUAUAAUUAAUAAUAUCACAGUUAAUGCUAUUAUCCCUCAUGUCAAUAGGGAAACAUUCAUCCUUAACGAUGAAAUGGAUUUGCAAAUGGGUACUUUGAUAAAGGCAAAAAAUUACAAAACACUUGUUAAGCAACGAGAUAAUUUGACCAAGAAGGAGAUUAAUUCAUUGGAACUUUCCCUCAUUAAUGGAAUAUGCUUUUUUGAGAAAAGUGUACCCUUGGUUUUUGCUGCAUCUGAUAAGCCCUUAUACCAUACUGUAGAGAAAUCUGGGCCCAUCAAAUUUUUUUGA